Molecule: messenger RNA, 2771 nt
Organism: Aegilops tauschii subsp. strangulata
Lineage: Eukaryota; Viridiplantae; Streptophyta; Magnoliopsida; Poales; Poaceae
Product: chaperone protein ClpB1
Biological process (GO): cellular response to heat
Cellular component (GO): cytoplasm
Molecular function (GO): ATP binding; ATP hydrolysis activity
Source: RefSeq, a predicted model, not a curated record
GGGCGUGACCAGACCGGGUUGAGACUCGAGCGGCCGAGCCUGCAAGUCCGAAGGCGAGAGGGCUCUAGGGCGGCGGCCUGAAGACGCGAGCGGUGCCGGCGGAGAAUUGAACAGGUCGAGGGUCCAGGGUGUCGGAGAGGAGAUAGCGCCGGGCUGGGACUCGAGCUGCGGCGGCGCAGACCUGACCGGGUCGAGGCGACGAGGCACCCAAGGUGGCGGCGAGCGGCACACUCGGACUCGGGCGGCGCCGGCGCGCACCUGACCGGGUCGAGGCGACGAGGCAUCCAAGGCGGCGGCGAGCGGCACACUCGGACUCGAGCGGCGCCGGCGCGCACCUGACCGGGUCGAGGCGACGAGGCAUCCAAGGCGGCGGCGAGCGGCACACUCGGACUCGAGCGGCGCCGGUGCGCACCUGACCAGCUCGAGGCGACGAGGGUUCCAGGCGGAAGCGAGCACUGGAGCAACCGCGCGAAAAAAGGCUAUCGCUUGGCAUCAUGGGAGGGUCUAAGUUGGGGGUCGAGGCCUCGCGACAUUUGACAAGGGUUUGGCGAGAAAUCGAACCUGUGCUCUGGCUUGGAGCAACUGCUGGCUUGUGUUGGGCAGCGUGGAGGUACUACCGAUACCGUGCCUGCCUAUGCAGCUUCGGCCGGAAGAUGGGGGGAUCAUCGGAGGGCGAGGGCGAUCCAGUGAUCGGGCGCGACAAGGAGAUCGACCGGGUCAUAUGCAUUCUCUGCCGCCGGAGCAAGAACUGCGCCGCGCUCGUCGGGGAGGCAGGGGUCGGCAAGACGGCCAUCAUCGAGGGCCUCGCCCAGCGCAUUGCCAGUGGGAAAGUCCCUGCCAACCUUGCCGGAGCACGUGUGGUGGAGGUCGACCUUGGGGCCAUGCUGGCCGGGACAAGUCUCCGUGGCAUGUUUGAGGAGCGAAUCAAGGAUGUGAUAAAGAGUGCGGAGGCUGGGGAUGGCAAGGUGAUCCUGUUCAUCGACGAGAUGCACAUGCUUCUUGGUGCUGGUGAUGUUGUCGGUGGCACGGAUGCCGCCAACCUGCUGAAGCCGGCGCUGGCCCGUGGCCGCAUCCGCUGCGUGGGCGCCACCACUCUCAAAGAGUACCACAGGUACAUUCAGACGGAUGCCGCACUCGAGCGGCGAUUCCAAAAGGUUCAUGUUAAGGAGCCGAGCGUGCAGGCGACCGUCACCAUUCUGCAGGGGCUUAAACAGCGGUACCAAGACCACCAUGUCUUGGAAAUUCAGGAUGCUGCUCUGGUUGCUGCCGCAGAGCUUGCUGGCCGCUAUAUCACUGAUCGCCAGUUUCCUGACAAGGCAAUUGAUCUGAUCGAUGAGGCAUGCGCUACCACAAGGAUGCUGGUUGACAGCGAAAGUGAAGCAACUGGCACCAGGACGCAGAGUUACAACAAAAAAGAAGUGACUGCACAAAGUAGAUCCAUAAAAGCAGUGAAGAAAGGAAUUGUUGGUCCGAGUCAGGUCGCACAGGUUGUGAGCCUGUGGACUGGAAUUCCUGUCGCUGCUAUUGAUCAAGGGGAGAAGGAGAAACUACUACACUUAGCAGAAAAAUUGCAUGAGCGAGUUGUUGGCCAGGACGAGGCGGUCAAUUUGGUUGCACAGACGGUCCUACGUUCCAGAGUCGGCCUUGAUCAGCCGGGCCAACCAAUAGGUUCUUUCCUCUUUUUGGGCUCGACUGGUGUUGGAAAGACAGAGCUUGCAAAAGCUCUUGCCGAGCAGCUAUUUGACAAUGAAAAUAUGUUGGUUCGCUUUGACAUGUCCGAAUACGGUACGAAGGGAUCUGUGUUGCGCCUCAUCGGAGCACCUCCAAGCUAUUUUGGUUAUGACGAUGGAGGACAACUGACUGAAAAAGUCAAGAGUCACCCGUACAGUGUCAUCCUGUUUGAUGAGGUGGAGAAGGCGCAUCGCGAGGUGUACAAUGUUUUUCUUCAACUUCUCGAUGAUGGUUUGUUGACCGAUGGCAAAGGCCGAACAGUAGAUUUCAAAAACACCAUCAUCAUUAUGACCUCAAAUCUUGGGUCAAAGCACCUUGCAGCAGGAAUGGUUGGGAAGAACACAAUGCAAGAAACACACAAGCUUGUCAUGAAAGAGGUUUGGAAACGCUUCAAGCCCGAGCUUCUCAACAGGCUGAGUGAGAUUGUGAUAUUUGAGCCGCUUUCACACGACAAACUGAAGGAGAUUGUGAAAAUCCAGAUGAAGAACGCUGUUGCCAGAGUAGCAAAGAAGGGCAUCUCUCUACACGCGAGUGAUGCUGCAUUGGACGUUAUCUUGUCAGAGUCAUACGAGCCAAUGUACGGUGCAAGGCCUAUUAGAAGGUGGAUACAGAAGAAUGUGAUGAACACCAUCUGUGAGAUGCUUGUCAAAGGAGAAGCCGGCGAAGGCUCAACAAUCUCCAUUGAUGCCACCGACCACAACAAGGGGCUCAAGUAUGAAGUGGUGAAGAAGGCGGCAGAUCCUUCCGGCACCAUCUUGGUCCCAGCACCAGAGCCUCUUGCUUGCCCCGACGAGGAAAGCGAUGAUUCGGUCAUGGUCACUUCAUUAACAAAGUGUCUUGGAUAGUGAGUAGGACACCCCUGAAAACCAAGCUGGAUGCUGAAACUGUUUCUGUUAGGAGACGCCCUGCGUCGUUGUGUCUUUUGUCCAUUUUGAGAAAAUAGUAGUACUAGUAGAUCCCUGCAUCUGCACCCGAGUGCGUCAACAGUAUGUUCAGAAAAAAUAGCAAGCAAAUUCAAAAAAAGAUCUGAUAUUUUGUGA